AUGGCUGCCACUCAACAGUUACCGUCAUGGAUGACAUUGUCAACUACCGUGUACACAAAUGCCGCAGGGCAAACUAUAACGAGCGAGACCACCCUUCAGCUCCCACUCACUUACUACGGUCCAAGUAUUCCCUUGGGCAGUGACGGCGCUUGGACUUACGGUGGCCUCACCUCGCCAGCAGCAUCAACUUCUUCUCUAACGACUUCAUCCACUGCGACAUCCUCUACCUCCACCCAAACAUCCACUGCGACACCUACUUCCUCUUCAUCAUCCUAUCAGUCUACAUCUACGUCUGCCUCUACAUCUACAUCCCCUUCCACCUCUGCCACGUCAAAUCACUCUUCGAACGCAACUUCCUUAUCUAAAGGAGCCCUCAUCGGUAUUAUCAUCGGUGCCAUCAUCUUGUUCAUCAUCUUGCUUCUGCUUUUUAUCUGGUUUGUCCGUUGGAACUCCCGUCGACGAGACUCCAGAGCUAUCACACCUAUAUGGACAGGAUGGAAUGUUCUUACCCCAGAUCCAACCGGCGACGAGGAGAACCGUCCAGCCGGUCUGGGUUCUCCUCGCGACAGUGGUGAUGACGAAGCAGAUUCUUUCCUCCGUCGCAGCACCGCUACCGAUCCUGAACGUCGUCCACGUCCAGUAUCUUCUCUUCCGCCCGGUGCAGCGCCACCCCGUAUUGUAGGGAGCACGGGCUCCGACCGAACAAGAUCUUCCCAGGCUUCGACUGACUAUGGCGUCGUCCUGCCUGGCUCAGGAAACUUUGGACAGGCAUACAGUGGUGAUGGCAUCCCUGCCCACGCCAGCAACGAAAUGCUAAGCCACAUCAUGCCUCCCGGAGAGCUCCUCCGCAUUGAAGAUAAUGAAGAGCUCGAAGACAUACCCCGACCGCGCAUGUAUAGCUCAAGUCAUCCUUCUCUGCCUGAGCACAUCGCCCCCCUACUUCCACCCCCACCUUUCGAGGGCACAGCUACCCGUAAACCUUCAGACCGCUCCCUACUUAAUGAAAAGGAAAAAUCCGUCCGCAGUGCCUCUUACCCAACGAGUGACCUGGAGGACUCAAAAGUCUUCACUGCUCGCCGCGUACGCGUCCAGGAGCUCGGUUCCCGCAGCCCGCAAGAUGACGACUCCACGAAUACCCAGCCUGUCGCAGGACCCGGCAGCUGGCGUAACUCCUUCUCUCGUCUGCGAAGGAGCUGGUUUGGAUCUUCGUCAUCUCGCAGCGGAUCAAACUCGCGCAGGGGAUCAGAUAAAGACGCCGAGGCAGUUCAAUCUUUGCUCGGCCGCAGGCUUGGUGUAGGCCAUACCCCUGCUGGAGAACGUCCGAUGUCAGGCGUGAGCGCUAAGAGCGCAGUAUCUGGAAAUACGGUGUACCAUGACGCAGUCUCCCGUAUGGGCACCCCAGUUUCCCUUCCUUCCAGAGCAAUCACGCCUGCGAGUCAGAGGGCAAGCGCAGUGCCUGCAACAGACUUUGCAUUUUCUAUGCCGAGUGGAGCACCACCAGCAUAUGAUGAUCCAUAUGAUUCGCUGGGUAGUAGGGGUCCCAGCCCAUUGUCUCCCACAGGCAUCGACGUUCUGGAUAUACCAGCACCAGCACCUUUCUCAUCUGCUUCGACGAGCGGGAAACCUUUGCCGCCAGGUCUUGUCCCAUUGUCCAGUCGCCAUGCAUGGAGAGACUCGUUGUCCGUUAUCACGGGCUCGUCAAAUGGCGCCGGUAUCACAAUCGAUGUUCUCGAUGCUGAGCCGCCACGAGCAGGUGAUGGUUGGAGGAACUUAGCUGGUGGCUUCCUUGGUGUCAGUGAAGGACCAGACCCAAGUGAACAGAGAACCCCGUUUGGAACUCCCCAAGUCAUCCAUCAAGGGAAUCCCUUGGUCUCUGAGCGAGGGUCUUUGCACUCUAUGCGUUCGCACCUAAGCCCCUACUCUGCACGUUCAUCUUCAGGAUCAGCACCCACAUCCUUCGCACGUGCUUUCAAUCUCUCAGGGUCCAAUUCCUCUCGUCCUUCUGCAAAUUCCGCCCACUCACGUGUAACAACUACGUCCUCUGCAUCGCUAAAUUCUAGUCGACCGUUUGGUCCUAUCUCACCAUCUGUGAGCGCGUUUGGAUAUGCAGAUCCCUCGCAGUAUAUGUCCCGCGCCACUGAGGAAUUUGAGGACCAGUUCGCAGAGCCAGGCAGCCGCACGUCGAUCCUUGGUCCUAUGCCCUCAUUCUCCACUCGUUCAGCGCUCUCCCAACCAACGAUCCGUAGUGUGGGUGGUACAACGGUAACGAGUGAUGAUACAGAGGUGACGAGAACGACUGUCACUUCUGGCUCUGAGGACGCGAUGAGCACGCCUACACCAUGGUUUCAAGAACGAAUCAGGGCCGAGAUUUGA
Suillus subaureus is the source of this 2373-nucleotide messenger RNA. RefSeq lists its product as uncharacterized. NCBI's taxonomy places the organism in Eukaryota, Fungi, Basidiomycota, Agaricomycetes, Boletales, Suillaceae. Bases 1 to 2373 code for a protein of 790 amino acids. The record is from RefSeq and is a predicted model, not a curated record. The transcript has 3 exons.